Meleagris gallopavo (turkey) is the source of this 912-nucleotide messenger RNA. It is a transcript of the gene NUTF2, whose product is annotated as nuclear transport factor 2. The record is from RefSeq and is a predicted model, not a curated record. Lineage: Eukaryota; Metazoa; Chordata; Aves; Galliformes; Phasianidae. Gene Ontology annotation, biological process: nucleocytoplasmic transport.
CGGGCUGUGCUGAAAUGAGAUAACCGGAGGAUUCGAGUUGACCGGAUUCGGGCUGAAGUUCCCGCCCGAGGCUUUAGGGCUGUGGAACAAAGGACAGUCACCAGCUGUAGGUGAGGAUUCAGAAUGGGAGACAAGCCUAUCUGGGAGCAGAUUGGGUCCAGCUUCGUACAACAUUACUACCAGCUUUUUGAUGCAGACAGGACUCAGUUAGGAGCAAUAUAUAUUGAUGCAUCAUGCCUUACGUGGGAAGGACAGCAGUUCCAGGGCAAAGCAGCUAUCGUUGAAAAACUCUCUAGCCUUCCUUUCCAAAAAAUACAACACAGCAUCACAGCACAAGACCACCAACCUACACCUGACAGCUGUAUACUCAGUAUGGUAGUGGGACAGCUUAAGGCUGAUGAAGAUCCUAUCAUGGGAUUCCACCAGAUAUUUCUAUUAAAGAACAUCAACGAUGCCUGGGUUUGCACCAAUGACAUGUUCAGGCUAGCAUUGCACAACUUUGGCUGAGCUGGCGACCCCGAGGCACCUGUUCUUUUUUCUUCUUCUCUCCUCUUACUGAUAUUAUUCACACUCACAGAACAUUCCAAAUAUCAUACACAAACCUGCAGCACUGCAGAGCGUGAGCAAGCAAGAGCUGUGACCUGCCCUUCUGCUGAGUUUACAUUGUCACUAGAUGAGUUCCUUGUGCAUGAUGUUUGGAAGUUAGUUAGCUGCAUUUGACAAGAGAAAUUUGUGUUGUACCAGCAUGCCUCGGAAAGAAUUUAAAAUGCAAAAGGUUGUUGUUUAUGUACUGACAAGAUGCUCUAUAACCCAAAGAAUUGAAAGAACAGCAGCCUGUACAGCCCAGAUACCGAUUUGUUCAGAUGUUUCAAUGCUACAUUACACAAUAAAAACAUAAGAUUUUUCUUAACA